Alosa alosa (allis shad) is the source of this 2499-nucleotide messenger RNA. RefSeq names its product Kv channel-interacting protein 1. Lineage: Eukaryota; Metazoa; Chordata; Actinopteri; Clupeiformes; Clupeidae. Gene Ontology annotation, biological process: regulation of potassium ion transmembrane transport. The coding region runs from base 772 to 1449 and encodes 225 amino acids. Gene Ontology annotation, molecular function: calcium ion binding; transmembrane transporter binding; potassium channel regulator activity. The transcript has 8 exons. The record is from RefSeq and is a predicted model, not a curated record. Gene Ontology annotation, cellular component: voltage-gated potassium channel complex.
AAGGGAACUGAGGACAUCUCUCUGAGGGGAAGAAGUGAACGCUGAACUUAAGGGAAGGGUGACAAAAAACGAGUGAUCAUUUCAUCAUUCAAGUCAUUCCUUUCGUUUUGAGUUGGGAGAAGAGGACCAUUUGUCUUGUUCCUUUUUUUUUGUUGAAAACAAAGUUCAGCUGUGACAAAAGCUAUCAGCACGCCGGCGGUGACUGCUCCUACCCCUGACUGUGCGAUCUCUCUCUCUCUCAUCUCUCUGUGUUAUCUAUCUGUGCUUUUACUCUGUUGCUCUCUCCAGCUACCCCCUCUCUCGCUCUUUCUACCGCUCUCUCUCCUUCUCUAGGGCACACAUCAAUUUGUCAGAGAAAAGGAGAGUGCUGCUGUGUGUGUGUUUGUGUGUGUGUCUGUGUGUGUGUGUGUGUUUGUGUAACACAGAGACAUCAAGGGAGGAGGAGAGAUUAGGACCCACACAGAGAGAUCAUUGUCUGAGGGCUCACCAGUCUCCGUGCUGAAUUUCUGACGACUGAAUUUCUUAUUCUGUUCUUUUUAAAACAUUCUCUGAGGUACCUUUCUUCAUCAGUCUUGUCGCUUUUUAAAGAUCACUUGUUUGGGAUUGUUGCUGUCCGACCAACCAGCUACUCUGGCAGCUCUUAACUAUUAUCGUCGCUUCACCAUCACAGACUCUUCCCUCCGGGUGCUGCCCCGGCAGACAUUUGAACUUUGACCUCUGUUCAUCUCCGUCAGACUUUGUGAGCCAUCCCUCCUCCCUCCAGGCGUCAGGAUGUCGGGCUGUGCCAAGCGCUGCAAGCGGGGGAUUGUGAAGUUUGCCCUCUCCCUGCACAGGCUGGUGACGGGGACGCUCAUCAAAGAUAAGAAUGAUGAUGAUCUGGAGAUGGCCAUGGUCAUCCACCGGCCCGAGGGCCUUGACCAGAUGGAGGCCCAGACCAACUUCAACAAGAAGGAGCUGCAGGUCCUCUACCGCGGCUUCAAGAACGAGUGCCCCAGCGGAGUGGUCAACGAAGAUACCUUUAAACAGAUCUACUCACAGUUUUUCCCACAUGGAGAUGCCAGCACAUACGCACACUAUCUAUUCAACGCUUUCGACUCGGAGCACAGUGGAUCCAUCAAGUUCGAGGACUUUGUUAUGGCUCUGUCUAUCUUGCUGAGGGGUUCGACGAGAGAGAAGCUACAGUGGACGUUCAACUUGUACGACAUCAACAGAGAUGGCUACAUCAAUAAAGAGGAGAUGAUGGACAUUGUCAGAGCCAUCUACGACAUGAUGGGGAAAUACACAUACCCAGCACUGAGGACAGACACCCCAAGACAACAUGUGGAUGCUUUCUUCCAGAAGAUGGAUAAGAACCGAGAUGGAGUGGUGACAUUGGAUGAGUUCAUUCUCUCGUGCCAAGAGGACGAGAACAUCAUGCGCUCAUUACAGCUGUUUGAGAAUGUAAUAUAAGCAAAAAGAAGCACAGCCGACCAGAGGACAGGAGCAGGCACGACAGGAGUGAGCAGACAGAAGAAUGCAGAAUGGGAUCAGAUGGUCGAAUGACAAGCUGUGACAGAGACAACGGACUCUGCUUGGCUGUCUUUCAACAAUGCCACUAACAUCCCUGGCACAACACACAACCACAUUACCAUGGCAACAGUGUGGGGGUGCAGGCCCGACUUUUUCCAACCUUGACCUUGACCCCCUUGUUCCUUCGAAACCUCUUAUCCCGGUCAUUUGCUGUGUAGCUGUUCUUCCACGUUGUGUAACAGGGCACACCAAAGCUGCCUUUCCACCACAGACCCCAAUGGUUUUGAUCAUGAUUGUGAACUACUGCAGGAUAACAUCACACGCUUGACUAUGCUAGGCUAAUAUGAUCACACUGAAAUGCUUGACCAGAGGAUUAUGGGAUUGAUUACUGUUCUUUCGAGAGCAUUUACGUGUUGCAUGAUUCUAUGAUGAUGUAGGUUUUCACAAAUUGGUUACUUCAUAUGAUGGUUUGCAUUAUUUUGAAAACUAAACUCCAGCUAAUUAUGACACGCCUUGCGAGCAUAAUGGCCAAAUUCUCCCAGUCCUUAAUUCACAUAGUAAGGAGCAAAUAUAACUGCCACAGAUUUAGCACAUGUAGGCGUGUCGCCACUAAACACCUUACUUGUACCUUUUCCUCAUAUUCUUAGUAGCACAUUACUUCAGUAGCACAACAGGGAAAGGGCCUACAGUACGUGUCUGCUUUAGCAUGAUAACCAUUAGCCUCUAUGGUGGAAAGACAGUUUAUCACUGGCGUGACACCACACUGGUAUGUCAAAAUAAUUAUUGACAAUUAUUGUCAAAAGAAUGAUUGAAUAUUAUAUCCUACCUGUAUUGGAGACAAUCAAAUAACACUCAUUUACAUGCAGAUGAAUUAUAUUUCACGUGACCUAAACUGUACUGAAACUGUAGGCCUAAUGUACUGCUGUCCCUUUGUCAGUGUGUUCUCUGCUCAUAUAUUACACUCCUAUAAUCUUAUUGGACGUCCGUAAA